Messenger RNA from Rhinichthys klamathensis goyatoka, 2238 nucleotides. It is a transcript of the gene ctdsplb, whose product is annotated as CTD (carboxy-terminal domain, RNA polymerase II, polypeptide A) small phosphatase-like b. Lineage: Eukaryota; Metazoa; Chordata; Actinopteri; Cypriniformes; Leuciscidae. The transcript has 9 exons. The record is from RefSeq and is a predicted model, not a curated record. Bases 548 to 1300 code for a protein of 250 amino acids. Gene Ontology annotation, molecular function: RNA polymerase II CTD heptapeptide repeat phosphatase activity.
AAUACCUCCUCCUGCUGUUCCUCAGCUCUAUCUCGUGAACAUCAAACACACGCCGUCUCCAUAUUGGAAGCAGAGAUCAGAAAACACGGGAAAACAUGAAGUGGCAGUUUUUGACGCUCGCUUAAGCGCACAGAUGUCGCGGCGUUCUCCGCUAUAGCUCCAGGAGUUUAAACGCGAGCGUUUAGACAUCGCGCGGGUCAUUUAUCCAGGCCAGAAUCGGAGGUUUCAUGGUCAGCUCGCUAACGCUAUCUUAUUUUAGCAAUCCAGCCUCCAAUUACUUGUUAGCCAUUCGGCGCUGGCGCAGUUGAUUUUUGUAAUGCGCAUCCGCACGGGCUGAUUGAUCAAAUGUCUGUCCGCGACGCGUAUUUUAAUGCAACAAAACGCAAAGAUUAGUGGUCGGGUGCAGUCCGUUCGCCCACGCUAGCCUGAGCGACAGCAGUCUGCUGGCUGGCUGGAGAUCUGCCAUUAACUCGACUAGCUGUUAGCACAACCUGAAACACGGGCACGGCCAGAACUCGCUGGAAAGAGGAGCUAACAUCUCGUUUCCAUGGACAACACGUCCAUAAUAACGCAGGUUACGAACCCCAAGGAGGAGGAGAUACUCUCGUCAAAUGCUGAGAAAGUUUCACUGUCUAACAGCAGCCUGAAGAAGAAGAGGACUCGCAGCAUCUUCAGCUCGUUGUUCUGCUGCCUGAGGAGUUACGAUGCCGAGCCGCCCACCACCCCCAACAACAACAGCAGUCCUCUGCCGCCACCUGUGGAGGAGAACGGAGCUCCACCAAAGUGUGACCAGGUUGAGGUCAUCCCUAUCCCCAGUCCAUCAGAGAAGUACCUCCUGCCUGAGGUUAACAUAAAUGACUAUGGGAAGAAGUGCGUUGUAAUAGACUUGGAUGAGACUCUGGUGCACAGCUCGUUUAAGCCUAUUAGCAAUGCUGAUUUCAUCGUCCCAGUGGAGAUAGAUGGCACAGUGCAUCAGGUGUAUGUCCUCAAAAGGCCACACGUUGACGAGUUCCUGCAGAAAAUGGGCGAACUGUUUGAAUGUGUGCUUUUCACAGCCAGUCUAGCCAAGCCGCUAAUGCAUGGUAUGCCGACCCGGUGGCUGACCUGCUGGACCAGUGGGGUGUGUUUCGGGCGCGACUCUUCCGAGAAUCCUGCGUUUUCCACAGAGGGAACUAUGUCAAAGACCUUAGUCGGCUCGGGAGAGAGCUCAGGAACGUCAUCAUUGUGGACAACUCCCCUGCUUCCUACAUUUUCCAUCCUGAAAAUGCUGUUCCCGUGCAGUCGUGGUUUGAUGACAUGACUGACACGGAGCUCCUGGACCUGCUGCCUUUCUUUGAGGGACUGAGCAAAGAGGAGGACGUGUACGGGGUGCUGCAGAACCUGAGGGGCAGGUAGCAGCCUGACGAGGGGCCAGUGGAGUCCCCCGGUGGAGAGCCCAUCCCAGCUCCUCUCUCUUCUCUCCUCCACCCUGUGGUCCUCACCUCACCGAGAACACCCACGCCCCCAACCAGGACACGCACACAGUGACAUGAACAGACUUUUUACAUUUAGUGGACACUCAAAUAUUUCUCUUUUGAAAAGUGCUUAUGAUAAACCAAAACAAAUCUACUUUUUCUUUCCUUUUUGAAAUGAAAAUAUUCAAGUCAUAACCAUUCUCUGAGGUGUUGCUAUGCAGGUAGAAAUCCGUAGGGUUAAAGGACUGUGGGGUUUUCUCUCCGACCCAACAAAGUGCCUUUUUUGAAUGUCAUUUUUAUGGGGGAAAUUAACAUUUUGUACAUGACAUUUCCAGAGAACCUAAUCUUUACAAGAAUUAUACGCUUUAAAACGGAGGCAGGUCAGUCUCUUUUUAUAAAAGCACUGUUAAAGAGGCCAGAGAUUUUUAAUGAUGUAAAGCUGGGUACACGACACCAUCUUUGUUCUUCUUGCGCUCCUUUUAUUUUAAAUUUUGCUUUAGCUUGUGCCAUUUAUAUAGACUGAUACUAUUAUCUAGACUUGUAUAUGUUUAGUUUGUUUUCUAAGAGCAAAGGAAUGCAUUUGCACUUGUUAGGUUACUCGUCUCGUAUACCACGGCCUCUUUUGCCAACUUGCCUAGGGGUAACGAUCUUAAACCCAAGAUUGUAUCGUGCCAAUCACUAAUAGUUUGUCUCGCAAUCUGAUGCUGAAGUACGUUUCGUUUUCAUCAAACAAGCCAGAUGCUAAUAUUGGUGCUGAAGACAAAUGUUUGGACAUUUCAAGAAA